This is a messenger RNA of Eriocheir sinensis (Chinese mitten crab), 8052 nucleotides long. RefSeq names its product OTU domain-containing protein 5-B-like (gene Duba). Lineage: Eukaryota; Metazoa; Arthropoda; Malacostraca; Decapoda; Varunidae. The coding region runs from base 131 to 2083 and encodes 650 amino acids. Gene Ontology annotation, molecular function: cysteine-type deubiquitinase activity; K63-linked deubiquitinase activity. The transcript has 10 exons. Gene Ontology annotation, biological process: protein deubiquitination. The record is from RefSeq and is a predicted model, not a curated record.
AAGGGUUCAGGCGUCUAUACUCCACCCUUCGCCAUUUUCCUCCAGGCGGGGACGAGAAACCUUCACCUUUUUGCCUCUCCUUCCGCCGCCAGGGUGUGCAGGGUGACGAGGGUGACGCAGCGCCUUCGCCAUGACCAUCCUCCCCAAAAAGAAGCCCCAGCAGGCCUCGGGAGGGGCUGAGGGCGAGGCAGGAGAGGCAAAUAACACCGGGACACACCAGCACCAAAUGACAAUGGGGGCCCUGCCUACUCAUAUACCUGCUGGGGAAGGGACGAGCAGGGGCACACUCUACCUGUCCUCCCAGUCCCCCCCUCCCUGCUGGCCCCCCCCGCCCCCCUCCGCCGCCCCUCGGGAGGAGAAGCGCGCCCCCCACACCUCCCCCUCCCACUUUGAGGACGGCCAUGAGAGCGGCCCCUCGCACAGCAAACGACGCUACCGUGCCAGUCCUCUCAGGAGCGUCAGACCCAAGCAUCGCGACCACCGGGGCAGCACCUCCCCCCCCUACCCCAGCACCAGCAGUGGGUGGAGCGUCGCCCCCGUCACCCACCCCAUCGCCCACCCACACCCACACCCACACCCACAUACACACACACAUACACACACACACAUCACCACCUCCAUUCCGCCUGCUCUUCCACCUGCUCUUUCUCCUCAGGCCGGGCCGUCGCAAGACCCCGAGGAGAAUGACCACAGUGGCUACAACAGCGGGGAUGAGUACGAGCCCUUCGGAUGGAACCUGACAGCCGAGCAAUGGGAGGAGAAGGAGCGACGGUUUGAGAAGAAGAUGAAGAAGAAGGGGCUUAUGAUUAAGAAGAUGCGGGAGGAUGGGGCGUGUCUGUUCCGGGCCAUCGCAGACCAGGUGUACGGGGACCAGGAUAUGCACAGCAGCGUACGGAAGCACUGCAUGGAUUAUAUCGCCCGUAACGAGGAUGCCUUUGCGCCCUUCGUGUCAGAGGACUUCCAAACCUAUGUCCAGCGGAAGCGACGAGAUGACUGCUUCGGCAACCACAUCGAGCUGGCCGCCAUGUCCGAAAUGUACAACCGCAUCAUCGAGGUCUACUGCUACAGCGUGGAACCGAUCAACAGCUUCCAGGGCAGCCUUCAGACCGACAACGAACCCAUCCGCCUCAGUUACCACAUGGGGACCCACUACAACAGCCUGGUGGACCCCUACAAGGCUACCGUAGGGGUGGGGCUCGGUCUGCCGGGCUACCAACCAGGGCUGGCCGAUAAGAACUUGAUGAAGGAGGCGACCAGGCAGAGCGAGAACGUGCACUUGGAGCAGGCCAUGUUGGAAGACAAGAUCCGGGCAACAGACUUUGAGGCAACGAGUGAGGCGAUCGAGGAGCAGGUCGCCCAUGAGAGUUACCUGCAGUGGCUGAGGGAGAAUGACCAGCGCUCUAAGGGACAGCGGUCCCCCUCAUCCACCUCCAGCACAGACCCCAGUGAUCGAUGUCCCCGGGGGCGCACCUCACCCCUCCACCAGACUCCCCAGGCCGAGGGUUCAGCCGACAACCCACGCAGUUCACCCCGCGCCUCGCAGUGCUCGGGUGACCUGCCUCGACUACCUCCUCCCCCCCCUCGCGGCGCCACCCCUGCGUCCCCCCGCGGCCCCUCUGGCUCUAAGGAUCCGCCCCCCUCAGCGCCGCAGGACCAUGAGCCAGCUGUCCCGGGAUCGUCGAAGGACCCCAUGCCGUCGUCGUCUGGGUACUCUGUGUCGAUGGGGGGGGAGUUCCGGGUGAAUGAACGGGCCUCCUUCCUCAACCACCUCCCGCCGCAUAUAUUUGGCCUGAGCGAAUACUCCAGCGCCGAGGCCGAUAUCCUGGCCCAGGUGCUCGCCGCCAGCCAGCAGGAAUACCUCGAAAGCCUCAAGUCCCGCACCAAGGACGAGACGAGUGACAAUGCUGCGUCCUCCUCGGGCUCCUCCUCCUCCUCCUCCUGUUCUUCCCUGUCCCCGGCAACCACCUCUUCCGCCUCGACGUCCUCCGCUGCUGCUGUUGCCUCCUCCUCCUCCUCUUCCACCUCCUCCUCUUCCUCCACAUCUGUGUCCUCGUCCCCCUCCUCCUCCUCCGCCUCCUCCUAACACCUGGUUCUCUCCGCGCCUCAGCACUCGUCUGCAGUUCCCAGUGUGUGUCUGUAGUCACUAAUCUCAGUUAGCGGCAACUCUACCGGCACACAAGUUUGCCACAUAAUUACCUAACAUUUUAUGUGUGUGUGUGUGUGUGUGUGUGUGUGUGUGUGUGUCUGGUUGUGCAAGUGUACAUGUGUGUGUGUGUGUACUUCAUGGGGAUAGUUGCUGAAUGUUUUGUUCCCUUCCUUCCCUCCCGGUCCAUCUCAGGAUAGAAAUGUUCCUCUGCAGUGUUAUGCAAAAUCAAAAUAGUACUUCAGACCUGCCUCCUUACCCUCCCGCAGCCCUGAUAUUCAAACCACAUGCAUGCGCCCGAAUGCUGGGAACCUUCACGAGUUCAUUCAGUGAGAGUUGAGUCUGUUGUGCUGGCGUGGGAACAGGCCGGCAGCACAGGUGUGGCCUGCCAGGGUCGGGGGCGAACACUUCAAAGUGAGUCUAACACGGCUGCCUGGCCCCAGUGUGUGUGUGGCUGCCGUCACUGGGUGUGUGGGGUGCGUGCCACCAGGGCCGGGUGUGUCGGGUGGUGCUGGGGGACGGAUGCUGGUGGCUGCAGUGAGCCGGUGCCAAAGGACGGGAGUUGAGCUUGGUGGCAGGAUGGAUGUGGUUUGAAUACACUCUACUAACACUUAAGGACUGACGAGUCAUAGCUAGCUGUAUGUUUUGAGGAUCAGUUUGAUGAUUUACCUUCAGCAGUUAUUCCAAUGAAGUGCAACUUUGUAUUAUGCAUAAAUAUGCACAUUUCAACUAGGCAUUUACAUCACUUUUAUUGCUCUGUUGUUACUUUGCAGGUUCGCCGCGCGGCUCUCGCUGACGAACCGAUUGUUAAGCUUCCGAUAGUCGGCUUCACUUUAGUUUGCGCGACGCGUUCUGGUAACCUUCGCACGUCACCCUCAUGAUCAUCACCAGCUGCUCAUCGUCAUGGCUCAGGCAGGCCCGGCGGCCCCGCCACCACCCAGACGGCGGCCUGCACGAGCAAUCAUUGUAGCGACGCUGAACCUGUGAUAGUCCGGCAGGCCUGGCCGGCACCCUGAUGACGUGCUGACUCACGGCGGCUCUCAGAGAGCAUCACCGGCCGGGGUGUGUGGCCUUGCUCAGCGGGGCUGCCCCCCCUCCCCCAAGCAGGGCGGCCAAGGCAGGAGCUGGACACACACCAGCACACCUGCCAAGUCUGCCACGCCAGCGCAGCGCGGCGGUCCUCAGGUCACACGCUGAGGGCCGCGAGGCUCUGGUGCCGGGAGAAUCAAACGCUGAGCACGUGGUGUCUGGCCACGACCGGCUUGUUUGUUUACAUUUGUUUAGCUCAACGUUGUUUUGUACGACAUUUUUGUCCAGUGAUUAAAUUACUUACACAUGAUUUGGAGAGUGGAAGAAUCUGUAGCAGGGCAGAGCAGCCAAGCUGCCCCGCCCACCACCCCAGUGGGCAGGACCGUUGCCAGGUUAACGAGUGCCAUCAUUCCUCACAACAGUGUGCCGGGCGUCUGAACUUGAAGUAUGCAUUGAAAGUCUUCUUUGUUGAUCCACUGCCUUGUCCAACACCAUGCAAGUGUUCAGAGCCGUGGCGCCGCCCACGCCGGCAGCAAACCAAGCACUGCACUGGGCCCUCAGAUUUACCGGAUUAUUGGUUUCAUUAACAAACUUCUGGCAUAUAGAAAUUCCACCACACCAUAUUUUCUGAGGGCGCUGUGAGUCAUGAAACACCCACUGCCAGACAGCAGCAGUGUGUUGCCUCUCAAGACAAGCCCCUCCACCCUUUACAGUCUGCCAAGUCAAGGGUCCGAUGUAUUCAGUGAUUUGAAAACUAUCCUGGUUAGCAAGCCCAAAGCUCCUUGUGUAAGUGACAUGCCCAGUGUAUUGGAGUAGACUCACCCACCUUGGUCUGUUGCUGUGGGCCGAGGCCAGGCCAAGUAAGGUCAGGUCUGGCUUGAACACAGACUCCUCGGUAGAGACUGUUUUCCUGUUGUCCGAGUUCGGCGUUCGGUAAGACCAUUCACACGCACUUGGUAGCUUUGGUUGACUGGACAAUUUGUAAUAAUUUAGUGGAAGUGGCAACCAGGAGGGAGAAUGUCCUUGUCGGUGAAACUCUAACCUAAUUUCUGGGGCGUGAAGGAGUAAGACAAUGAGUGGUGAUGACGUCCAGCUGUGUGUCAUUUAUUCAGCAAUGCAUCAAGUAAUCUUUCCGUGCUUUUGGGAAGGUCUUGAAGGAAAGCCGAAAGAUUGUCAGCGUGAUUCAGUACAGGGACGAGACAAGACAGUGACACCAAGGACACUAAGGCUUUGGCAGAGAGUGAAUAACCUUGCACUGGGUAGUUAGGAAAGAGAGUGGAUGAGAGUUACGUUCGUGAGUGGUUCUGACAUUUGUACGGCCGGCGAAGAGAGAGAGGGAGCGAGGAGAGGAGAGAAGGGAGAACAGAGGAGAGAAAAGUGAAAAGAGAAGAGAUAGUAGGGGAGGAGAGGAGAGAAGGGAAGGGAGAACCGAGGAGAGAUAAUAAGGAGAAAAAAAGUGAAUAGAGGAGAGGAGAGAGAGAGUAGGGGAGGCGCAGUUGACAAAGCAUCAAGCACUUGUGUCGAUAGAACAGAAUUUUGAGCGAAAUCUUCAGACACGACAACACAACAUGUCUAUAGAUUUCACCCAUGUUCUAUUCACUUGACUCAUGGAUGUUUGAUACUCUCUCUCUCUCUCUCUCUCUCUCUCUCUCUCUCUCUCUCUCUCUCUCUCUCUCUCAGCUCACAGGACCCCACAGUAUGUUUACAAACCCCACAGUCACAUGCCCCUCCCAGUCACAUACAAAGGAAUCAUUCUCCACACAUCCCUCCUCUCCCUCUCCCUCUCUCUCUGGGCCGAAGGUUGUAGGAGCUAUGGGUGAUCAGCAACUAUGAAAGACAAUAUAGGGAAACAGUCUCCAAGUUUCGGUGGUGUUAUACUCCUGUUCAAAUUAACCAGGUCAAUAAAUCUUCCCAGGUCGGCCCAUUAACAGCUGUGAUUUGACCUUUCCCAGCAUCCAUCAGUGAGAAAGGGUACACAGCUUGCUUGUGGGUCAGGGAUAGAUGCUGGAUUUGACCUUUCCCAGUACCCACCAGUGAGAACGGGUAUGACUUGCUUGUGGGUCAGGGAUAGAAGAUGCUGGAUUUGACCUUCCCCAGAGCCACCAGUGAGAAAGGGUACAGCUUGCUUGUGGGUCAGGGAUAGAUGCUGGAUUUGACCUUCCCAGAGCCACCAGUGACAUUCCGCCUGUAUUUGAGAAGGGGCAAGUUAAAGGUCGAUAUUGUUGUUUUUGGCUCCAAUUACGACCUUUUCCCAUGGCCACAGAGAAGAUUGACCUGGUUUUCAUGGGUGGUCAAGAUGCAGGUCACGUAAAACUAUCCUCAGCAUCACAAAAUCGUCCUAAAAAUCCCAGCAACUUCUACGAGAGGCGCUGAUGAUAUGCUUAUAAUGGGGGGACAUGGGAAGGCCUGGGUUAGUUCGAAUGGAGUAUACGCCAAUAAGACAUGCAGGAGUGAGGCAUUCUAAGGUUAAGAGGGUUAGUUAAAUAAAAUGGUGCUAUAUGUUGAGGGAAAAAAUGACUUUGCUACCCCACCAGUAGUGCUUCCAAGGUCACCACAGGGAGACUGACAGACUGUGGCUGGCUAAGUGUAGUCACCAGUUGUGUAUAUCCUAAACAGAAGAAGUUAAGUCCCUUCCUACCUUCCUAAAAACUGAAUAUCAUAACUGGGAUGUGUUUGCCUGUCCUGACGCAUCUUUCUCGUCAGGACCACAUUGGGAAGGACUCGGAAAACUAAGCUGUGGUCUGCGUGAGAUUGUCGGAAUGUGUACUCGGAACAGCUGCGGAGAUUGAUGGAGGUGUAAAUGGAGACCAGGUGGAAGGCGGGAGAAGACCUGGAGACAGUGUGUGGAGAAAGACAUGAGAGGGUGAAGAGCUGUGGAGGUGGAGGUAGAAAAGACCAGCUGGAAGAAUGAAGACCACCUGGAGACAGUGUGUGGUGGAAGACAUGAGAAGGAGGAUCGCCAGGGAGAAGAAGAGCUGUGGAGAUGGAGGUGGAAGAAGAGACCAGCUGGAAGAACAAAGAAGACCUGGAGACACUGUGUGGAAGACAUGAGGAGGAGGAACACCAGGGAGAAGAGGAGACAGUGUGGGAAGACAUGAGGAGGAGGAACACCAGGAAGAAGAGGAGACUAGGUAGAAGGCAGAAGACCUGGAGAUCGUGUGUGGAGGACAUGGGAAGGAGAGAAUACAGUUGUCCCUCAAAUAGUACAGUUUCCAAUAGUUCAGUUUUAUACGGAUUGUCAUAGAUCUUUUAAGGAUUUUUAAAUUUCCUGCUUGUCGGAAAAUUUAAAAAUCCUAAAAAAAUCCAUGAAAAUCCACAUAAAACUGAAACUGAGCAAUUGGAAACCGUACUGUUUGAGGGAUGAUUGUCGGUACCCCAACCACAUGAGGAAAAAUAUGGACAUCAGACAAGAAAGAAAGAUCGGAAAGGUUCAUUAUUAUCCGUCUUUCUAUUGGUCUCUCACGGAUACACCUCAGCUUAGUUUUCCUGUGACGCUUUCCGAUGCAAGUCCUGACGGGAAGGGUGCGCUAAGGGUGGUGGACGCGCCCUAACACCUCAUACUGUGUCAGCGUCUUAAGAGCCUCCAAUUCUUAGCUGCUAGAAGUGGAACGCAUUUUCGCUCUCUGCAAUAACUUCCCUGAGAUGUUUUACGAUUCCUUUUAUUUUUUAUUUGUUUUUAAGGACUACCGUUUUCCAAGUGUAGUUGACAAUUACGUGAUGGCCUUGGGUGUACAUAUAUAUAUAUAUUAUUAACUCAUUAGAACUGUUGUGAUAACUCUUGCUUCACUAGUUAGCGGAUAGGUCGGCCUGGACACAAGCAGUCAGUCGGUGCCACACACACGACUUCAACAGAGAAAUGAAACCAUCCCCCCCCCCCCCCUCCUCCCUCCUACCCCCGUUGAGCCACAUGUGUUUGGAGUCCGAGGUCAAUAUUACUCAGUGUUGCCAGGUCAUCGUACUCAGAGCAUAGUAUUUACCGGUUUCUGACGCCUAACUACUGCCAAGAAACGUCGGGAUCUAACACUUUUAACGAUAACUAUGAAUGAGUUUCGUUAGUGGAGCCCAGAAGAAAGUUUAGGGGCAGGAAGUCGGGAAAUAUAAUCGGCUGAGUACGACAAUCUUGCAGCAUUGAUAUUACUAAACAUAUCAGGAUCACAUUAUGACUUUUCCAGAGCCACAUGAGAAGAUUAAGCGGGUUUCCAUGGGUGGUUUUGCCGUUUGAGAUGCGGAAAUCGUGUCACACUAUCCUGGCAUCACAAAACAGCCCAUGAAGGUUCCACUAACCAGGUUUUCAAGGUUGUUUUUGCCGUUCGAGAUGUGGAAAUCGUGUCACACUGUCCCUGGUAUCACAAAACAGUCCAUGUGAAUCCCAGGUACUUCUAUGAGGCUUUUGAAACAGGUGAAGUGAGGUGCUGAUAUGUUUAAGAAUAGGGACUUUAUACAGAAGGGAAAUGCAGGCUAAUGUGCUACCUACCCCACCCUCCCCACCACCCACUCGCCCCGCCCCCUAACAUGUGUUACCCCCCCCCCCCCCCCCCCCAAAGCUGUAGGAACCAUCGCGUCACAGUUACUAGCAAGUGUUCGGCAUUAACGCAAAAUAUUUAGAGGAAAAAUAAAACCGUGGUUCAUCGAAAAAUCUCUCCCCGCUAGGAAAUCCGUUCGUCCCGGCAACCUGUUUCAAACCUGUGACUGACGCCACCACCUGUUGUUGUUUUUGUAUUUAUUUCAACCUUGUAAUAAUAAUAAUAACCUCCUCUUCUUAUUGACUUAGGUUAGGUAGUCAAAAGUUAGGAAUAUGCAAAAGUGUACAGACUCCUUUAGUUUCACUCAUACUGUAUUUAUGUAGUAAAUUCAUUAAAUAUUAAAGUCUCAAUAUGCAA